AUGGAAGACGAGAGUUUUACAUAUCCAGAGAGACCCACCAAGAGGGUUCGCCAGGCCUGUGAGCCUUGCAGGCGUAAGAAAGCAAAAUGCCCCGGAGAGCAGCCGGUCUGUUCUUUGUGUGCCAGACUACGGCAACAAUGUCUAUAUGCUGAUGAAAGGCGCCGGCCACUUCCUGAGUUGAGUCCAAGACCCAAUGAUAUAGACUCUCGAACAUCUAGAGUUUUGGACGAUCGGCUACGAAGCCUGGAAAGCAAAGUGGGGGAGGUUCUGGAUGUACUUGGUUCGAGGAGUGAGCCGCAAAUGCCCACAGAAUCUCUUAUCCCGUCUGUGACGAUGUCAAUGCCAAGUUCAUCCAUUACACUGCCACCGUGGGAGGAGAUCAUUCCUAUCGCGGAGCUGUAUUUGCUAUACUGUGACUCUCAGCCUUUGCCUCUUUUCUAUAGGGAUAGCUUUCUUGCCACUCUACAGACACGCGACACAGAGCUUCUUUUUGCAAUACUGGCACUUGCCUUCCGCUUCUCAUACACUUACCAUAACAGUGCUGAUUCCACCAGCCUAACAAACAGCUAUGCCGAAGUUUCUCGGGGCCUUGUUAUGAAACGAAUCUCAGAAGGGCCAGUUGAGCUUUCGACGCUUCAAUGUCUAUGUAUUCUGAGCUUGGUCGAUUUCACGAACGGCAAUACACAUCGUUCCAGCAUCCACAGCAGCUUAGCAAUGAACCUUGCACAAUGUGCCAAUCUCGGACAAGAGCCCCGUUCACCAACCAGCACAAUAGUCCGCGAAGAACGCAGACACUGCUUCUGGAGUAUAUGUCUUCUCAAACGACUACACGGUGGUGAUUUCCCAAUCCCGGACAUCCCCCAAGCCGGAGGCCCUCCAUAUCCCCGAAGCCCGGCACGACCACCACGCUUCCUCUCUCCGGGGCCAUCCACCGGCGAAAUGCGGCGAAGUGAUAUGCAGGACGAAGGAAUCAUUGCAUAUGUGAUAGUGCUGAGUGAAGUGUUCGCGAGAACAUCGCGAUACGUGCGGCUCCACGGACGUCCAAGCAAUGUCCCACCGUGGUCUCCUCAUUCCGAAUACUCGAAAAUUCUCGCUUUACAAAUGGACCUUGAGACUCGCAUGCCGUAUCUUCAUCGGUUUAAGCCAGCCAACCUCGGUGAACGAUCUCUCGAGGAAUUACAGAAGUAUCGUGAAUACUGGGGCCCGUGGUUUCUGAAUCAAUUUAUUUACCAUACCAGCCUGUGCCUACUCAAUCAUCCACUGCUUCUCUCACUCAGUCUUCGGAAUUUCCGGAGUACAAUCCCGGAGAUCUUCCUACAGCACACUUCGGACUUGAUCUCCUCGCAUACAACAUGGAUUAUUCACUUUCUCAACUGUUUCGAAGAGAAGUCAUUUCUAGUAUCAGAUCCGUUACUAGGCUACAGCGCCGCUGUUGUGGCUACAAUCGAGCUGCAACUCAGUUUCACGGAUGAUUUGACUAUCAGAGAACACAAGCGGGAAAGAUUUGCCAAGUGUGUCAAGUUUGUGCAAACUAUGGGAGAAAGGUGGCCGCACAUGGCUCGAUUGGCACAUAGAUUACAGCGAUUAGAAGACGCAGUCUCGGCAACCUACCAAUCAGACCCCGGCGCACAAAACCAAAGCCUUCUGAUCGACCUAUCCCGAUUCUGGGAAAUCCUUGAAUACUCAUCCAAUAGCGAUAUUGACUCUGCUCGACGUCUAUUCGGGGAGUCACUUUAUACCGGUCCGUCUUCUGCAGGUGCAGAAGUAUCUCAAACAUCUCCUUUGCCUUCACCGUUCCGGUUGAGUGUCCAAGAACAAGAUACACCAACUCUUCGGUCUCAGCCAUUCAGUACAAGUACAGUCUUUCCAAGCCAGGACUACCCAGCAACUUCUUUGGUCUCACCCCAGCAUUUGACAAUAUCUAAUGACGAGUUCUCUAUUCUUGCUGCCAAUUUCUUUUCCCAGGGACAAGAGUUCCUGCGCAGUGGCGAUAACUGGGAAAGUGUUGGGAAUUUCUAA
Messenger RNA from Penicillium digitatum Pd1, 2019 nucleotides. RefSeq names its product putative C6 transcription factor. Lineage: Eukaryota; Fungi; Ascomycota; Eurotiomycetes; Eurotiales; Aspergillaceae. Gene Ontology annotation, molecular function: DNA-binding transcription factor activity, RNA polymerase II-specific; zinc ion binding; DNA binding. The record is from RefSeq and is a predicted model, not a curated record. Gene Ontology annotation, biological process: regulation of DNA-templated transcription; DNA-templated transcription. Gene Ontology annotation, cellular component: nucleus.